Botrytis porri is the source of this 756-nucleotide messenger RNA. RefSeq lists its product as uncharacterized. The coding region runs from base 1 to 756 and encodes 251 amino acids. The transcript has a single exon. Lineage: Eukaryota; Fungi; Ascomycota; Leotiomycetes; Helotiales; Sclerotiniaceae. The record is from RefSeq and is a predicted model, not a curated record.
AUGCCACUAGUUGACAUUUCAAUCGACACUAUUGAUGGAUACUCUCCUUUGAACUUCAAUACCACUAAAUCUAGACUUCUCUUCAAUAAUGCAACUUCAGCCGCAUCUAAUGGCUUACUAGCAGUGGACAUUGAUCCUUCAGUUCCAUAUCCCUACCUCUCAACAUCAACUUGCGAUAUACUUGCCUCUUACCUCCCCAUAACAUACAACGAAAAUCUAGACCUCUACCUCUGGAACAUCACAUCUCCACUCUACAAGCCCAUUAUCUCAUCGCCUACCUACCUCGCCUUCACAUUCUCUAACCUAGACUCAGACAAUCAAAAUGCUCAAAACUCAAUCAAAAUUCAUUUCUCGCUCCUUUCAUUUUCGUUAACAUCCCCCUUUUCUAACACUUCUGAUCCCGUUCCCUAUUUCCCCUGCCAACCAUCCUCGCUCCCCUCCGGCUCUUGGGCUCUCGGCCGUGCAUUUCUCCAAGCUGCUUUCUUAGGAAUCAUCUGGACUGAUUCAUCAAAUAUCACUUCUUCCAAAGGCACUGCAUUUUUUCUAGCUCGAGCGCCGGAUCCUGGUAUUCCCGAUGAAAAAUUAGUUGACCUUCAACCUGAAUCUACUUCCCUCGAUGCCUCGACUACCAUUUGGAAAGAAACCUGGUCGUCUCAUUGGAUGCCCCUCACUACGCCUCUAGAUCUUUCCUCGUGGCAAUCCUCCGCCCCAUCCUCGUCAUCUUCGUUUUCCAACACAGGACUACCUACUGCAUAA